Messenger RNA from Triticum aestivum (bread wheat), 1335 nucleotides. RefSeq lists its product as uncharacterized. The transcript has 2 exons. The record is from RefSeq and is a predicted model, not a curated record. NCBI's taxonomy places the organism in Eukaryota, Viridiplantae, Streptophyta, Magnoliopsida, Poales, Poaceae. The coding region runs from base 1 to 1335 and encodes 444 amino acids.
AUGGAGGAGGAGGGGGCCGCAACUAGGUUUCUUCACGACGACGAAGACUGCUUGGAAGAGUACGAUAACGUGAAGGAGAGCGCCAUCUUCGGCUCCUCGCUGACACCGCCUGCGCUGCCCGGCCUCAGCGACGGCAACCGCCGCGCCGAUCCUCAUCCUCCGAGCUGGGUCCUCCUCGACGUCUCCGCCUACAUAGCCGGCGGCGAUGAUGACGCCGCCGACACCACCGCCAGGUCCAGGACCAGGGGAGGCCAUGCCAUAGAGGCCACCAUGAUCGCCGCCCGCUCGCCGCUGGGCCCGGGGGCAGAUGUUCUAAAAAUCCACGUCCGCGUCCACUGCCCGGGCCUGAAGCCCACGCGCUUCGCCACCGAGCCCAGGAUCUUCGCCGCGGCGGACGGCCUCUUCUUGCUCGGCGUCGUCAUCGGCCACCGGUCCUUGUGCACCCAGCCGGACAUGUUCGACUACUUCGUCUACCAGCCCGCCGCGCGCUGGCUCACGCUUCUCCCGCACCCUGAUGGCCGCUUCGGUCUCAGGGACGUCACCCUCCUGCGCUGCAGCCCGAACAGCUCCUCCUACAUCAUCGCGUUCCUCGAGGGCACACGGGGCAUGGCGUACGAGCUCCACCGCUUCCACUCCAAGAGCAGCACCUGGACCAUGAACAAGCUGGAGCUUGCUCCCACUGCCAUAAACCCUGCCCUGGACUCCGUCUUCUUCUGUACCAGCAAGGUGUUCACUCUCGGCGGCGGCGACGGCGGUGGUUUCGUGGGCUGGGCCGACCUCUGGCGCGGCGUCCUGCUCUGCGACGUGCUCCUCGACGACCCGGAGCUCCGUUACAUCCCCUUGCCGCAUCCCUUCAGGGAGCGCAAGUGGGACGCCGUCAUAACCAGGGACAUCGCCGUUGUCGGCCAAGGUUGCAUCAAGUACGUCGACAAGCGGUCCGACGAACACUCUGUUGGUGGCUGGACAGUCACCGCGUGGAGCAAGAAGAUCGUCAGCAGACAGCCGUGGAAGGAGGAACCAUGGCGCCAGGACUACGAGUUGAGAUCUUCCGAUGUCUCUGUCCUCUUGCCGCCACUGCCCAAGCCCUUCCAUGUGCUCAUGACAGGUCAUCCUGUUAUAAGCUUGCGGGGCGACGAUGUGGUCUACUUGAUGAGCAAAGAGAGCCUCAGGGACGACACGGCGUGGGUGGUCGCCGUCGACAUGAGGAGCAAGUCGUUGCAGGAAGUGGUUGCGUUUGGCGGUGCCGGGAGAUCAAUGGGCAUAAGCCGCACCUGUAUACAAAGCAGGAUCCCUGGUCAUCCGAUGAUCACCUCAGGCAAUUCUAUCUUGAAUUAA